AUGUCACAUUCUACGCAAUUUUUAGCUCCAUAUUCUCUGUGCCCAUUAAUAGAGUAUAAGAAUUUUCUUGGAGUUUCUGAAGAUGCUCUUAGUGAUUGUGUAAUUGUGACUCUUUCAAGGAAUAUGGUGAUAAGAUUCAGGUUAUCUGAUCAAAAACAAGUGAGUUCUUGGGGAACAAAAAACAAGCUCACAGCUCCAGUAGUUUAUGACCAUUUUGACAAUAGAUUUAUAGGAAUCUUUAAUGGAGAUGAAGUAGCUUUCUGGCAGGACAGCUUAGAACAAUUAAAUAAACUUAAGAAAUUUAAGUUCACUUGGCUGAUACAUAGCGUUGUAUCAUCUAAAGAUGUACCUCCACACAUAGUGUAUAUGAAUGGAAAUGUAUGUCCUUUAAAUGUUGACCGAGAAGCACGAAAGGAUCCUGAAGGAAAAGAUUUUAUUUUAACAACAGAAAAUAUUGAGGAUGUAAAACUUGUCAACAUCCAUGGCAGCCCCUUUGUUGCAAUGCAUGUGAUAGGUGCUCAGGGUAGUAGUUGUUUGCAUUUCAUACCCAUUUCAGAUGAAAAAGAAAAAUUUACAAUCAAGCUUGACCGAAAUGAUGAUUUAAAACUGAUUGGUCAUACUGUAAUUGAAUCAGAAACUACAACAUAUUUAAUUCAGCUAUGGUCAAAUGGUGAUUUGACAUCAUUGGAAUUGCCUCUAGAAAAGGGAAGUGCUGGAAGAUUCGUUGGAAAUAUAUCAGUUAUAAAUACACAAUUACAAGCAACACUUUUUCCAAUAAGCGGAGAACAAGUUGCUAUAUAUGGGGCUCAGUCAGAAUCAGAAGGCGGGAUACUAGUCAUGUUCUCAAUCAAGUAUGGUGUAGUGGAGGCUACUGAAAAUUUAAAAAUUUAUAAUAGUGCAUCAAAAUCUCUUGCUAGAUCAAGGGAGCUCAUUAUUCCUUCAGGAGCCAAUUUACUUGUCAUUCCUUACAAGCUCUACACCCCACGACUUUCUGGCUUAGUUGGUAGUCAAGCACCAAGAUUGGAAGGAGACUUAGAUGAUCUCGUUGACAAAGGCAUUUCAGAAUCAAGGAUAUGUGAAUUGCUGUUCGAUACUUAUGCUGAAUCCAAAAAUGCCAAAGGAAUUCUACAUUUAUUGGAAAAGUGUCAAGAUGUUCCAGACCGCUAUCUCGUUCGAUCCUUGGCUUUUGCUCUAAAUAAUAAUACUGAUGACUGCAAUAGGAUAAAGGAAGUUGUCUUAUCGCGGCCUUUAGUUGGCGAUGACAACAGCCUUUCUCUAGUGAGGACACACAUUCCUCUUCAAAUGGCACUUACACUACUUGAAAUUUUAGCAGAUAAGAUGUCAGAUUCUCCUUGUGAUAGAAUUUUUAUUGAAUGGGCUUGUCUAUUGUUAGAUUCCCACUAUCAGCAGUAUCUUCUAUCUAGAGAUGCAGAUGUGAAUGAAACUAUAAAAAAAUUACAAGAAAUUGUAUUAUCUCAGAUGGAAUACAUGGAAACAUUGAAAUUAUUGAACUGGGAAAUGGUUAAUAUGAAGAAAGUAAAAGCUAAAUUUAAAAUUCCAUUAACUUCUUCCCACAAUUACACAAUAGAAACUAUACAAUUGUAUUAA
This is a messenger RNA of Nezara viridula (southern green stink bug), 1608 nucleotides long. NCBI's taxonomy places the organism in Eukaryota, Metazoa, Arthropoda, Insecta, Hemiptera, Pentatomidae. The record is from the annotation of a GenBank genome assembly.